AUGAUAACGCUCAAUAGGAAGUUAAAAAAGGAACAUACGGAGCCAACGAACGGGGUUACCGUUGAACCUAUAAAAAGAAUAUCCGUGAGAGACAAAUUGUUAGUAAAAGAAGUGCAAGAAAUGAAUGAGAAUCUUCCUAUUACGUGUUCUGUACAUUUUGAGGAUCCUAAUGUUUUAAACGAGUUUAUAUUGACGGUAGCGCCCGACGAAGGUUACUGGUCGGGAGGUAAAUUUAAAUUUGGUGUAUUUGUGACUGAAGAUUAUAAUAUGGCUCCUCCUAAAGUAAAAUGUCUAACACGUCUUUGGCAUCCAAAUAUUAAUGUUGAUGGUGAUAUAUGCCUGUCCCUUUUACGACAAACCUCAAUAGAUGAACAUGGUUGGGCACCAACUAGAAGACUUAAGGAUGUUGUGUGGGGAUUAAAUUCUUUGUUUACAGACUUACUUAAUUUUGAAGACCCUUUAAAUAUAGAAGCUGCCGAGAUGUAUAAGAAGAACAAAACGGAAUUUCAGUCUAAAGUGCUAGAAUAUAUUGCAGUGUCAAAAGGAAAAAGA
Molecule: messenger RNA, 552 nt
Organism: Brenthis ino (lesser marbled fritillary)
Lineage: Eukaryota; Metazoa; Arthropoda; Insecta; Lepidoptera; Nymphalidae
Source: the annotation of a GenBank genome assembly